UGGUCGGCACCUACCGUUGACGUCUCGGACGUUGCCCAGCCUGCUUGUGCGCUGGGCUGUGCCUCCGCGGGUCUGAUCCUGAUCCUGGUCUGACUCUGAUCCGAGCGGUAGUCGUCGUGGUGGUUCUCCACUUAGCCCGCUAGCCGUGACAUUUUUCCUCUGGAUAUAUUGGCUGAAAAGAAACAUAUCAGGGUCCUUUUCAUGAGCAGCACUUUUUCUCCCUUCUCCCUUUUCCUCGUUUUUAUUUUUGUUAUGUUUUUCUUUUUCCUUUAUUUCGGUGUGGAGAGAACAACUUCGCCAUCACAGAGCUGCAACCAGUUAUUUUGAUGGUCUGGGGUCAGACUUUACCCACUGCAGGACACACGCUUUGUGGGUCUAACAAAUCACAGGAAGAAACAUGAGCACAGCCAAGCCCACAGGGAUCAAAGCUCCCAGCAAGAUAGCUAAACCAUCUGGGGCAGCAGCUCCGAAGACCAACCCCAGCACAGCAGGAGCUAAGACUGCUGCGACAGACAAAUCAGCUGCAAGUGCCAGUGGAGAAGAUGCUCAGAGCAGUGGAGAGAACUUCCAGGUUGGGGACCGAGUAUGGGUGAAUGGGAAUAAGCCCGGCUACAUACAGUUUUUGGGAGAGACACAGUUUGCCCCAGGACAAUGGGCAGGGAUUGUUCUAGAUGAGGCAAUCGGGAAAAAUGAUGGUUCAGUCGCAGGGGUACGGUACUUCCAGUGCGAAGCUCUACGAGGAAUAUUUACACGUCCAUCCAAGUUGUCUUUCACAGAAGGUGAGGCUAAUGGAACUCAAACUGCACCACCCUCCCGUGCUGCCUCACCCACUCCCUCAGUCGGUAGUGUGGCCUCGCAUACACCUGCUGCUAAAUCAUCAUUACCCUCAACAACGACGGCCAAGAAGGCCGCCUCGGCGACACCAGCUACGCCCGCUACACCUGCUACACCAGCUACACCAUCCUCCAACCUCGCACGCACAAAUAGUGAAUCUAUUUCCAACCUCUCAGAGACGGGAUCGGUAAAGAAAGGGGAAAGGGAACUGAAGAUGGGUGAUAGAGUAUUGGUUGGUGGUACAAAGGCAGGAGUGGUACGUUUCCUUGGAGAAACAGAUUUUGCCAAAGGCGAGUGGUGUGGAGUGGAACUGGAUGAGCCCUUAGGAAAGAAUGAUGGAGCAGUUGCAGGCACAAGAUAUUUUCAGUGUCAGCCCAGGUAUGGCUUAUUUGCACCAGUGCACAAAGUCACACGCAUUGGGUUCCCCUCCACCACACCAGCCAAAGCAAAAACAACUGUCCGGAAAGUGGUGGCCACGCCGUCAGGGCUUAAGCGCAGCCCUAGUGCCUCUUCCAUCAGUACCAUGAGCUCUGUGACAUCCUCAGUCAGUGCCAAGCCGAGCCGCACAGGCCUGUUAACAGAGACAUCAUCACGCUACAAUCGUAAGAUUUCAGGCACCACAGCACUGCAGGAGGCACUAAAGGAGAAGCAGCAGCAUAUUGAGCAGCUCAUGGCUGAGAGGGACAUGGAGAGAGCUGAAGUCGCCAAGGCCUCGAGCCAUGUGGGAGAGAUGGAGCAAGAAAUUGGCCUGCUCAGAGAUGAUCGGGAGCAGAUGGAGGCAAAGAUGGACCAGUUACGUGCCUUGGUAGAAGCUGCAGACAAAGACAAAGUGGAGCUGGUGAAUCAGCUGGAAGAGGAGCGUAGGAAAGUGGAGGACCUUCAGUUCCGUGUAGAGGAAGCUUGCAUUACCAAAGGAGACCUAGAGACGCAGACCAGACUGGAGCAUGCCCACAUUAAGGAGCUUGAACAGAGCCUGCUCUUUGAAAAGACCAAAGCUGAGAAACUCCAAAGAGAGUUAGAAGACACUAGGGUUGUAACUGUGUCAGAAAAAUCCCGUAUUAUGGAGCUUGAGAAGGACCUUUCACUGAGAAAAAGAGAAGUAGCUGACCUACAGCUUCAUCUUGGGACCCAGCAGGGCUCUGAAGACUCAAACUCUGCUCUUUCUCCUCUACUGGAAGAGAUAACCUCUCUUAGGGAUCAGCUGGCUUCCCAAGAAGCAAAUCAGCAAGAAGAGCUGGUGAAAUAUAAAGAAAAGCUUGAGGCUCAAGAAAAGAACCACACUGAGACAGUUGCCCAAAUUCAGGCUACAUCUGUUAAGAUCUCUGGUGACAAUGAGCAGUUGCAGAUGCGCUUAAGCCAGGCUGAGAAGGAGAAAGCUGAAAGUAUUGAUCAGUGGAGGUCCAAGUUAGAAUCCACUGUUGCCUCUCACCAGCAAACCAUGGAGGAGCUUAAGUUGUCCUUCAGCAAAGGUGCAGGUGCCCAGGCAGAAGAACUUGUAGAAACCAAAAGUGCACUAGAGAGGCUGAAGUUGGAGCACAAGCUGGCUCUAGAAGAGGCUUCAGCCAAACAUGAAGCUGAUGUGUCAGUUUGGAUGCAGGAGAAGCAGGCUCUGAAGGCACAGCAGUCGUCUUUGACUGAAGACAAGGAGCGGCUGGAGGACUCACUGAGGUCUAGUGUUGAAAAAGCAGAGGAGCAGCACCUUGUGGAGAUGGAGGAUGUUCUCGGAAAGUUUCAUGCAACAGAAUUGAGGGUAAAGGAGCUUGAGGACAAAGAAGCAAUGUUGGUACAGCAAGCCCAAGACAAGGAGAGAGAAACCAAAGAGCAGAUGGAAGAAAUUGUGGCUCUGCGCAGCCAGUUAGCACAAGGUAACCAGGAGGCUGAGACCCUGAAAAGUGAGUUAGAGGUUGCACAGAGCCAGGGAAACAGCCAGGAUGUCAAGGCCAGUGAAUUGAGCUCUCAGUUGGAGAGCAGACAACAGGAAGUACUCUCUUUACAGCAGAGUCUAGCCACUGUACAGCAGGAGAAGGGCACCCUGGAACAGGAGCUCGGAGACUUAAAACAAAAGUUGGCUGAAACCUCAGAGCAGAAGACGAGUUCAUCAAAAACUACACAAGAAGCACUUGAGAAGCUCAGUAAGAAGGAAGAGCAGUGUACAUCCCUGACUACAGAAUCAGAGUCUCUAAAAACUCAACUCUCCGGACUGGAAAGGAAGCUGAAGGCUGCUGAUGAAAAGCUUGAGCAGCUUUCAAAGGACAAAAGCAAGCUGAAAAAUGAUAUUUCAGACAUGAUGAAGGCAUCUGGUAAUAGUUCAGUACAACUGACCAAAAUGAAUGAAGACCUCAUGCAGAAAGAAAGGAGGCUUGAGGAGUUGCAGAGUCAGUUAGCAGAGGAGAAGGAGAACGUGGCACACUUGAAUGAAAAAGUCCAACAGGAGCAAUCUCACAAGGAGCAGGAGCUGAAAGAAACCAGAGAUGCACAUCAGACUCAAAUAAGCAGCCUACAGGAGAAGAUGGCUAACUCUGAGAAGACUCUUAAGCAGGGUGAGACUCUUAUUGAGGAGCUAAAGGCCUCACAUGAGAAAUCGAUCUCUGAUGCAUCAGACCUCUAUGCAAAGGAGCUUGAGGUGCUGAACACUCAGGUUGAAAAGUUGAAGCAAGAGCUCACCUCCUCAACGGAUAAAACCCAGUCGCUGGAGAAGUCAGUAUCUGAGCUGCAGCCUUACAAGGAACAAGUUAAGCAUCUUUCUACUGAGCUUGACUCCUCCAAGCAUGACGUUGAACAUUUGAACAAAAAGCUGGAAAACCAGAGUCUAGAUCAUGAAAAAAGGUGUAAGGAGAUUGAGGCUCUUAAGGCUGAGAAAGACAAUCUGAGGAAGCAGCUUUCAGAUUUGCAGAUGAAGCUCUCUGCCCUUGAGCUAAGUCACCAGGAGCUUUCAGUCAAGAAUGAAGAACUGCUGAUAACCAGAGAUAAGCUUUCAAAAACUGAAGCGGAACUGCUCAACAACAAAAAUAAAUCAGAUGAAGAAUACACUUCAUUGACCAAGGAGCUGGAAAGGCUCAGAGAUGGUUUUCAAGAAGCACAAACUGAAAACGAAAAACUGAAACACGUGGAAGGUGAAAACCAGGCCCAAAUGAAGAAGCUUCAAAGCAAGAAUGCAGAGAUGAAAGACUCACUGAUGAAGCACCAACAGGACAUCCAGCAAAGUGAGGCCAAAAAUAGGCAGCUACUUGAGGACUAUGAAAAUUCCUGUAAAGAGAGGACCCGUCUUGAAGAAGAUCUUAGUGAAAGCAAGUCUAAGCUAACAAGUGAGAAGGAUAAUCUAAUUUUAGAGAGAGAUUCUGCUCGAAAUGCAAAGAAGUCCCUUGAUGCAAAGAACGCUCAGUUGCAGGCAAAACUUAAAUCCUUAAACUUAGAAAAAGAAGAUCUAACGAUGAAGAACACCCAGCUGCAGGCCCUCACAGAAGCACUGACAAAAGAGAAAUCCGAGAUGUCCCAUGAAAUCAAUGCUGCUGUGUUGGAUAAAAAGAGCCUUGAAACAGUGAAGGAGGAGCUCCAGAAUAAACUCAGUUUUACAAAGAAAGAUUUAGAAAACUCAAUCCGUGAAUGUGAAGAGCUUAAAGCCUCAAAACUAAGCCUGGCCCAGAUGCUGGAGGAGUCCAAGACAAGCAGUCAGGUGACUGAUUCUGAGAGGCUUCACCUGCGGCAGGAGAAAGAAGACUUACUUGCAAUCCAGAGAAAAGUCUGUAAUGAGAAGGAAGAGCUCCUCAGAGAAAUGGAAGAAUUAAAGGAGAAGCUCCAAGCCACAAAAGAAGAGUUAUCUCAGUCCAGCGUUAAAUUCAAAGAAGCACUUUCAUCCUUUGAGGAAGAGAAGAAAGCAUUUCACCUGCACAAUUCUGAAACAGAGAUGGCCCUUCAUGCUCUCAGAAAAGAAAAGAUGAGUCUGGAUUCAGGACUUGAGCAGCAAAAAAUGGAUUAUGAGCGUUUGGCAGGGGAGAAGGGAGAGCUAGAGGAGAAGCACACAAAAGUCAUGUCUGAGAAAAAUGCUCUGUCUCUCGAGCGUGAUAAGCUAGCAAAUGAGAUCCGGACAAUGAAGGACCAGCUGGACAGUAACUCCAGAGCUAAUGCUGUCUCUGUUCAAGAAAAGUCCAACUUAGCAGCAAUGCUAGAGGAAACCAAACACCAAAAAGAGGAGGUUGAAGCAGAAGUCACCUCUUUGAAGCAAGAAAAGGCAGACCUACAAAAUGAACUGCAGAAACAUAAGGCGGAUAUUCAGAUUCUUGAAAAAGACAAAAUGGAGGUAGUCAAAGAACAAAGUAAGCUGAAAACAGAUCAUGAGAAGUCCAAUUUAGAACUUGUUCAGAAGGUCGAUAACCUGACUAAAGAUUGUGAGCAUCUGCGCUCAUUGCAGACUGACGCUGACAAAAAAGUGCAGUCCUUGCAGAAAGAGAACCAGACACUGCUUCAGGAGGUCCAGGAGCUGAAGAGUCAGACUGAAUCUGUGUCAGAGGCUAAGCUCCUCGUUGAGACCCAGUUACAGGCUGAAUCCAGUGAAAUGAAUAAACUGAUGCUUGAUAAGGAUGAACUUUCCAAACAGAUUGAGGAGCUGCAGAAAAAGUUGUCCAAUGUUAACCAAGAAAAUAAAGAGAUCACUUCUAACCUUAAGAAUGCAAAUGACCAAAAGAAGUCUUUCACCAUAGAUAUGGAGGCAUUGAAAACCCAGCUGAAGCAGCAAGAACAAGACGGCCAUCAGUUGAGAAAAGAUAAAGAGCAGUUAUUGUCUAAACUUGAAGAGAAGGACAAACAGAUGAGCUCCCUGACCACAGAGAGGGAGAACCUCCGAGCUGGACAGUGUAAAUCAGAGCAAGACAUUUCUUCUCUCCGCACAAGCCAAGAAACGUGGCUCUCAGAACAGUCAAGACUUCUUGGAGAGUUAGAGAAGUUGCACGCCAGUCAGAAACAACUUGAGGUUGAUGUCAAGGCUCUGCAAGCGGAUAAAGAACUUUUGGAAAAGCAAUACAAGAAUGCUGUUGCAGAGGUUUCUGCAUCUGCUGUGGUAAAGGAAGAGAUUUCCUCUAGCAUCUCUGAUAUCACAGCUCAGAAGGAUGCCCUGCAGGCGGAGAGAGAUGAAGCCACCCAGCAAGUCAAGCAGCUUGAAACCCAACUCAAAAAUGCGAUUUCUAAGCAGCUUGAGGCUUCAGAGGCCUCUGGCAAGACUGCUGAGGCUCUUGAACAGCUGACAAAAGAGAAAACUAGUUUGAUGCAUGAGAAAACUGAAGCCCAAUCGUUGCUGAAGGAGCUCCAGAGCUCCAAGCAGGAGGUGGAGACUCAGCUAAAAAAAUUGAAGGAGGAAAAUUCCAAGUACCAAGAAGAUCUGAAUGUAUCAAAAGAGCAGCUUUGCACAGAAACUCAGAGGACUAAGACUCUGAACCAGGAAAUUGGGGAGCUUAAAGAAGCAGUUUCUUUGAAGACACAGUCCCUGCAGAUGCUGCAAGAUGAGAACACCAAGCUGUCUAAGGAGCUCGACAGUAAACACAAAGGCCAGAGUGAUGUUGUCAAGCUCAAAGAUGAGCACUCCAAACUUAAAAAACAACUGAAAGAGAUAAAGCAAAGUGAGAGCAACUUGAAGGAUCAGUUUGACAAGGAGAAGACCGCCCUCCAGCAGUCCAUCCAUAAAAACAGUGCCUUAGUUUCAGAGAAGGACCAGCAGGUGGAAAACCUGAAGAGUGAGCUGACUGCACUGCGUGGAGAAAGUGCCGCAGUUAAAACACUGCAGGGUACAAUCCAGGCCUUGGAAAGGGACAAGGCUGAUCUACAGGAGCAAGUUCAGAGACUGGAGAAAGACUCAGGGCCUGACACCAUUAACAAGUCCUCUGGUGACGCAGUUGUGGACCAGCUAAGAGAAGAUAAAGUGACGGCAGAGAGUCAGGCAGCGAUUGAGUUCCUCAAUUCAGUCAUCGUUGACCUCCAGAGGAAGAACGAGGAGCUGAAGGACAAACUGGAGAAAAUGGCCGCCUCUGCUCUCAAUGGCAAUAAUCCAAGUGAGCUAGAUAAUUAUGACAGCAAUGACAAAGAACCCUUAAAAAAGAAGCUCCCCCCACGGCUGUUCUGCGACAUCUGCGACUGCUUCGACCUCCACGACACAGAGGACUGCCCCACACAAACUCAGAUGCCCGACUCCCCUCCACACACCACCUACCACGGCAGCAAGGGUGAGGAACGGCCCUACUGCGACAUCUGUGAGGCUUUUGGCCACUGGACUGACUCCUGUAAUGACGAUCAGACAUUCUGAAGUCUUUUUUUACCCACCCUCGCUCGCACAAUCAAUAUAUUUGCACAACAUACUUCCAUCAUGCCGUGCUCUUCGGGUUUUGGUUUGUUUGUGUGCGUUUGGUGUGCUUGUUUUUGCCAAGCAUCUUUAUCGUCCAUGCCAGUCCUGAAGCACUCUUAUAGGAGAACCUUCUCCUCACUAUCUCUUUCCAAGACAAACUAAUAAACAGUUAACAAUCUGUAUUUGUUAUUGUACAUGACUUUGGAGGAAAUGUGUUUGAUAUCCUGGGUUUGUGUGAGUGGUGGAGUACUGUCGGUUGAUGUGUCAUUGUGGGAGAAGCAAUUGUCUUUCUCAUAUCUUUUAAUUUAUCAUAACCUAACAUUGUUUGCACAGCUUGUUGGGAGACUACAUAGAAAAGAAAGUAUCAUAAAAGGUGUUUAUUUCAAACUGUAAAUGAAUUGAGUGAAAAACAGUUUGUGCAAAAAAGGGUAAGCUAUAGUUUAUUUUUUUAAGCCUGGAAAUAUUAUGUACUCUUACAAGGUUUGAUAGUAUGUGUGUCAUUUUUUGAGGGGUAACGAGGGGAAUGAAACCCAGGGCUAUUUGGCUUUAAGAGGAACUUUUUUUAUUGUCUCCUUGAAGUAAGUGCUGGAUGAUUGGUGAGAAUUGAAGCACUUCACACUUUGUGUAACCCCUCAGUUCCAGUGAAAGGGCCUUUCUGAAAAGUUUCUUUGCAAUCAAAAAACAGUUUAUGUAAGAAACGAUUGAAUAUUAAGGCAUUUCUUUAAAAAAUGUUUUGAAUAUCUGUAUAAAAAUAAAGGAAUUUAUGUAUAAAUUAACGUCAAA
Messenger RNA from Notolabrus celidotus (New Zealand spotty), 7945 nucleotides. It is a transcript of the gene clip1a, whose product is annotated as CAP-GLY domain containing linker protein 1a. Gene Ontology annotation, biological process: cytoplasmic microtubule organization; positive regulation of microtubule polymerization. Bases 398 to 7123 code for a protein of 2241 amino acids. NCBI's taxonomy places the organism in Eukaryota, Metazoa, Chordata, Actinopteri, Labriformes, Labridae. The record is from RefSeq and is a predicted model, not a curated record. Gene Ontology annotation, cellular component: cytoplasm; microtubule plus-end; nucleus. Gene Ontology annotation, molecular function: microtubule plus-end binding. The transcript has 27 exons.